Messenger RNA from Apis laboriosa (Himalayan honeybee), 453 nucleotides. RefSeq lists its product as uncharacterized. The record is from RefSeq and is a predicted model, not a curated record. The transcript is spliced from 2 exons. Bases 13 to 453 code for a protein of 146 amino acids. NCBI's taxonomy places the organism in Eukaryota, Metazoa, Arthropoda, Insecta, Hymenoptera, Apidae.
AUAAAAUAUAAAAUGCAGAAGAUAAAAAAAGCAAAAGUGAAUCAAGCUAUUGAAAUACUUUGGUUAAAUAAAAAAAAUGGAUUGAAAAAAAAGAUAAAAAUGGAAAAGAUAAAAAAAUUACAGAAUGUUGAUACUCAAUGUAAAAUCAUACAUUAUUAUAAGAAGAGUGAAAGACAAUAUCCAAUAAGUUUUUCAAGACAUAGAAUUCUCUCUGAAAUAAAAUCAUAUAUAAAUAAAAAAAAUUGGAAUAAAGCUAAAAAUUUAUUUUUAUUAUUACUUGAAUCUUCAAUUGAUAUUGAACCAUUAAUAUGGCGUUAUAGUUUUAUACUUACAUUAUAUAAUAAUAUUGAUAAUUUAUCUAAUAUUUUUCAAUUUUUUAAUAUGUGUAUUGGUAGUCUACAUUCUGAUAAAAAUGUGAUAUUAAAAAAUAUAUUGUUAUUACAACAUAAAUAA